AUGUGCUGUUACGUUGGAUGUUCCUUUCAGUUGAAUUCCUGUGACAGUAACGGUGUUUUGGAGGGAAGGUGGACCGCGGAGUACCCGGAUGACUGCACGGUGCCCUGGAAGUGGACUGGGAGCGUUCCAAUCGUCAAAGAGUACAACACCAACGGUAACAAGCCUGUCCGGUACGGUCAAUGCUGGGUGUUCUCCGGACUCACCACCACAAUCUGUCGCUGUCUUGGGAUACCUACACGGUCUGCGACCAACUUUGAUUCUGCACAUGACACAGACAGUAGCAUGACCAUAGACUCCCACUGGGACGAAGAGGGGGAACCCAUAGAAGAUAUGAACGAUUCUGUAUGGAACUUUCACGUUUGGAACGAAUCAUGGUUUCGACGUUUAGAUUUACCGGAGGGCUAUGACGGUUGGCAAGCACAUGACGCCACGCCACAAGAGGCUAGCGAAGGAGUGAUGAGGUGUGGCCCCGCCCCUUUGAAGGCCAUAAAAGAAGGUCACGUGUAUCUCUGCUACGAUAUACCCUUCAUAUACGCCGAGGUCAAUGGAGAUCGUGUACAGUGGGUGGUCAAGAGAGAUGGUACCAUGGAAGUAAGUCAAAUUCACCAUCACGCCGUUGGUUCAUUCAUCAGCACAAAAGAUGUUGGAUCCUCCUACAGACAUGAUGUGACGCACCUGUAUAAAUACCCAGAAGGAAGUGACGAGGAACGGCGAGUGGCCCAUUUUGUCAAUAGAUACAGUACAAGGAAGAAACAGAAUAUUUAUAACCUUGACACGCCUAAGGAGUUAGAUUUCACGAUUACGUCACCAGAGGAAACACUUAUAGGAGACGACCUAGAAAUAAAGGUCGCUGUCAAAAACAUGACAGAUCAUUCCCGCACAGUUAAUUUGACCUUGACCCUGGUCAAUGCCUACUGCAAUGGGGUUUCGGGGUCACGAGUCAUAACUCAAACGUUUAAGGAAACCAUCGGAAACAAAGAUGGUAAAGUUCAAACUGUGUACAACUUUUAA
Molecule: messenger RNA, 1011 nt
Organism: Saccostrea cuccullata (small rock oyster)
Lineage: Eukaryota; Metazoa; Mollusca; Bivalvia; Ostreida; Ostreidae
Product: protein-glutamine gamma-glutamyltransferase K-like
Exons: 7
Coding region: 1-1011 (336 amino acids)
Biological process (GO): peptide cross-linking
Molecular function (GO): protein-glutamine gamma-glutamyltransferase activity
Source: RefSeq, a predicted model, not a curated record